AACCAAAAGGUGACUAUGAGAUUAUAGCAAAUCUGGAGAAUAAAGGAACUAACAGUAAAGCCUAUUGCAGAGUAAACUAUACUCUUCUUGUAUUUGAUGGAAAUAUAUCAUAUACAUCUAAAGAAAUCCUAACAAAACUUAUUCAAAAUAUACAAAAGAAAGAAUUAGUCAAGAAGCUUCAUGAUUGCUUAAAACUAAAAUUUGAAAUAGAAGAAGAAAAUACAUUAGAACUAUUGGCUAAUAUAAUUUAUAAUGUAGUUGAAAAAGUUAAAAAUAAUGAACAGGAGAAUGUACCAAAUAUUAUUUUAAAAAAGCUAAUCUGUGUACAAAGUAAAAAACCAAAAGAAGACUUUUAUGGAGUCAGCAUGAUAAUAAAUAUAUUGGAUAUGUUUGAUUUUGAUAAUAAAAAUGCAGAAAUUAAAGCUUUUAAAGAGAAAUAUUUUCAUGAUGUUCAAAAUCAUUUUGAUAAUUAA
Molecule: messenger RNA, 473 nt
Organism: Cetraspora pellucida
Lineage: Eukaryota; Fungi; Glomeromycota; Glomeromycetes; Diversisporales; Gigasporaceae
Source: the annotation of a GenBank genome assembly